Molecule: messenger RNA, 1944 nt
Organism: Lolium perenne
Lineage: Eukaryota; Viridiplantae; Streptophyta; Magnoliopsida; Poales; Poaceae
Product: serine/threonine/tyrosine-protein kinase HT1
Biological process (GO): protein phosphorylation
Molecular function (GO): protein serine/threonine kinase activity; ATP binding
Source: RefSeq, a predicted model, not a curated record
GCCGCUCUGCUCACCCCGACGAUACCUUCCCUUCCCUUCCCCUCCGCUUCCUUUCCCCGCACCACCACCACGACGACCACUCCCAAUCCGCGCGGCGAACUUCCCCGUCCGCCCGCCGCCGCCUAGGUCUAGGUUUCCUCCACCCCCGGCUCCACGCGGCGCGGUCUCGCGGAUUUCUUCCUCCUUUCAGCUCAUCAAAAUCGGCGCUUUCCGCUCCGUUUUCGGGCGCAAUCCGGCCAUUCACUUCCCGGUGAUUUGCUCUGGUUUACGGAAGGUUUGCCCCUGAUUUCCGGGGUAGUACGAGCGAGAGAUUCCCGAGGUGAUUCUGACUCUGCAGCAGGGCAGUUUUGUGUCUGCUAGUUCAAGAAAAGCUCUGCCGAUUUUUUUUCCGGGCGUGAAUCGAAGAUUUCCGGGACAGCACGCGGGCGGCUCCGGGAUUCAUCGAGGGCGAAAAUCCUGCGCGUCGGAUCGACCCGGGUGCCCCGAACACCAGACCGCGCCCGCGCCCAUUCUAUGAGCUUGGCUCUGGUCGUCCGGGCACGCGCGCGCGGGGGGCGCUCGCGUUAAUGCCUAGGCUGUCCUGCGGCUGCAAGUUCGCGGACCCCGACAGCGCGGCGGUGCGGCCGGACACGAUGAGCUGCGGCAGCGACGGGUGCGGCAGUGGAGGCGGCGGCGGGAGCGGGGAGUUUAGGCGGGCGGCGCGGCCGAGCAAGGUCGCGGCCGACGACUCGGUGGAGCCCGCGCGGUGCUCGGACGCCGGGGCGGCGUCCCCCGCGUCCUGGAUUGACAGGAAGCUGCUCGUCGACCCCAAGAUGUUGUUCGUCGGAUCCAAGAUCGGGGAGGGGGCGCACGGCAAGGUCUACAAGGGGAAGUACGGUGAUCAGAUUGUAGCCAUAAAGGUUCUUAACAAUGGCAGUACUCCCGAAGAAAGAGCAACUCUUGAAGAUCGCUUCAUUCGAGAAGUAAAUAUGAUGUGUAAAGUAAAACAUGAUAAUCUUGUGAAGUUCAUUGGAGCUUGCAAGGAACCAUUGAUGGUGAUUGUAAGUGAGCUGCUGCCAGGGAUGUCACUGAAGAACUACUUGAACAGCAUCCGGCCCAGCCAACUAGAUAUCCAUACUGCACUAGGCUAUGCACUUAAUAUAGCUCAUGCCAUGGAAUGCUUGCAUGCUAAUGGAAUAAUACACAGAGACCUGAAACCUGAUAAUUUGUUGCUUACUGCAAACCGAAAGAAGCUGAAGCUUACCGAUUUUGGACUUGCACGUGAGGAAACAGUCACCGAAAUGAUGACAGCUGAAACGGGGACAUACCGCUGGAUGGCCCCAGAGUUAUACAGCACAGUCACACUUCAACGUGGUGAGAAGAAGCACUACACAAAUAAAGUGGACGUGUACAGCUUUGGCAUCGUCCUGUGGGAGCUGUUGACCAAUAAAAUGCCAUUCGAAGGCAUGUCGAAUCUACAAGCUGCAUAUGCUGCAGCUUUUAAACAAGUACGCCCAGCUUUUCCCGAGGAGACCCCCAAGGAUCUUGCGUUCAUCGUUGAAUCAUGCUGGGUCGAGGAUCCCGCCAUGCGACCCAGCUUCAGCGAGAUCAUCCGCAUGCUGGAUGCUUUCCUCAUGACAAUACCUCCCCCACCCCCUUCGGAGCCAGAGGAAGACGCGGAGUCAGAAGAUACAACAUCAUCGCUGAGCAGCAAGAGCUCCUCCGUCUCCUCCAUCGUUUCCCGUGCAACAAGCAAGCUCUCGGUCGUCCGCCAUCUCUUCGCCUCGAAAAAGGCAGGGAAUGGGAGGGCAUGAUGCCAUGCAUGUCCUGAGACGUUUCUUCCUUGGCGCUGUAAAGAAUGUUAGCCUAGGUUAAUGAUGAUGAUACAGUGGGAGGGGAUGAUACAAGAGAGGGAUCUUGUUUAGUGUAGGCUUAGCUUGUUUGUAUCGAUGAUACAGAAGAAGA